GAUCCCAGAAUGCACUGUGCAUAAAAACUGCUGUACAGAUCAAUCAAUAGCCCUUAUGCACAUUCCAUGAUCGAACGUUCUAAACACACUUCCUAUCGGUUUGGCAAUUUCCGGUCAGUGUAGUUGUUAUCAACAAAAUAACGUUACUACCAUUAUGUCGCAGUUUUUUACUAGGUGUCUUCAGGACUUGCCUCAAAUUAAUAUUAAUGAUGUACAUCGAAUUGUUAAAUCAGCCUCCGAGACACCAGCUAGCAAGAAUGAAAAGGGGUUCAAGAUGUAUAUAGGAAGCUACAAAGACAACUAUGAGGAUGGUGUUAAAGCACUCCGUACCAGUGAUAGUGGUCCAAAGCCACUGCUCCUGUGUUGCAGGAAGUGCUCUGUGCAAUCGUCUAGUGGCCCUUCUUUACCAGACAGCGCACUACUCUCAACUAAACAUUCCUGCUGCACCACCAGUUCACAGCUGCACAGACACAGAACAGCGUUGGCACAAGCCAAGAACACUUGGUGUGAAACCAGGUCCGGUUGAUGGGAUAGAGUUCUGUAAACCUACCAACUUGUGUGCUGAUGGAAUAAGAAGUUCUCUCUACAAAGCACUCAAUAGAUACAUGCCUGACAUGGACCUUCUCCGCGUCUCAGAAACGUAUUCCAACUUUUCUCCACUUACUGCCCCUCUUGUGACAACAAUGGAAAUGUCAGCUGACGUGCCCCUGGUUGAGUCCGCCUUUGGGCCAGUGCAAGCCGGCAGUGUUCUGUCCUAUCAGCUUCCACAGCCAAAGACCCGUGAAAUUGUGAAGAUUGCCGAUGCCCCUUCUCCACCAAUACUUCCAUUAGAUGGCUACAGGCUUCAGGCUUCCCAGUGUGCUUGCGUCCUUAGCCAUCAGGAGCAGUUCCACCAAGGCAUUAGAGACAACCUACGAGAUGUCACACAAAGUCGAGGUUGCUACAAGGCGGCAGAGCAGCAGCCCGGAAUGGCAUCAGCUCAGGAAAAUGAGAAUAACAUCCUCUCGUUUCCGAGAGGUUUGCCAUGUCCGGGGAGAGACCUCAGCUGACCACCUAGCUGAGCGGAUGUUGAAGGGAUCUGGUAUGCAGACCAUGGAGAUGAAGAGGGGGCUAGCCAUGGAGCCAGUGGCUGUAUAGGAGUACUGCACACUGAAGAAUGUUAACUUAUUUCCGUGUGGCUUCGUAGUGCACCCAGAUGCUCCGUGGUUGGGAUCCUCUCCAGAUGGCAUCAUAUUUGAUCCCAGUGUAAGACCACACUUUGGACUCUUAGAGGUCAAGUGCCCAAAUGUACCAAGUUAUGUUGACUGCCCUUACCUGAAGAUACAGAAUAGAGAGCUGAAGUUGAAAAGAUCUCAUGCUUACUACUGGCAGGUACAAGGUCAAAUCGUUCUCACAGGUUGUAGCUGGUGUGACUUUGUCAUCUGUGCACAGGAGGACAUCCUAGUUGAAAGGAUAUAUAAAGAUCUACAGGUUGUAGCUGGUGUGACUUUGUCAUCUGUACACAGGAGGACAUCCUAGUUGAAAGGAUAUAUAAAGAUCUACAGGUUGUAGCUGGUGUGACUUUGUCAUCUGUACACAGGAGGACAUCCUAGUUGAAAGGAUAUAUAAAGAUCUACAGGUUGUAGCUGGUGUGACUUUGUCAUCUGUACACAGGAGGACAUCCUAGUUGAAAGGAUAUAUAAAGAUCUACAGGUUGUAGCUGGUGUGACUUUGUCAUCUGUACACAGGAGGACAUCCUAGUUGAAAGGAUAUAUAAAGAUCUACAGGUUUCAAAAACUAUAAGAGGGAAGGUUGACCACUUGUAUGUUUACCACUACUUGCAGAAGUGUCUAUCUCACACCUGAAUGGAUCCCCUGCAUGGGUGCCAAGUUUAGGGGUUUUAUGAAAAAGAAGUAUUGAUGUUCUUGUGAAAACUACAGUAGAAUAGAUUUGUUUAAAAAAUAUAUAUUUCAGCAAAUGUUCAACAGUUCAGUUAAUCAAUUACACAUCUCUAACAUUGUAUUCAAUCUUGCAUUCUGGCUACUCUGUGUUUACUUGAUUUCUUUCCCCCACCCCUGUUACUCAUUGCCUAAUUAAAGCCAAUACAAGCUCCACACAAACUGAUAUUCACUGCAACACAAAUGAUUGAUACAUGUCGUAGAUAAACAAAUUAUUAUGUUGCUGCUAGCAAAUAAACACAUGUACAUUUACACUGGCUUGGCCCAUGCUCUGGACCGGAUCAGAGACAGCACAGUCCAUAGGCAGAGCACCUUGUUCUUCAUUGAAGUAGUGUUUCUGAGCCGUUACAGUCAGAGGUUAAAAGGUGAAGGCUGAUUGAGGAGGAGCUAUGAAGGCACAGAUCAGAAUCAGAGAGGGGUUGAGUUAUUUUAGGUUCCAUCAUGUCAGUAAAAGCAGGUCAUGGUGAUAGAAGCCCCUGUACCUCUCUGUAACCAGACAACUAACAGUACACUGAUCUAUCGAGUGGGCCUGAGGGGGUUUCAUAACUAGCUGCAUUCACCCACUAAUGGUAAAUCCUCAGAGGAAGGAAUGUGUUUGGUUUUAAUUCCACUAGUGGAUUAAACUAUUAUCUAAUGACGAGGGGAAGGAAGAAACUAAAAGUUCCCCCCCGUUGGCGCACUGCCUGUUUUAAUGAGAUUAGGGUUACAUAAUGUGUUACGUCUUGAGGUUUCCUUAUUAAGAAUGUGCACACAAACACACAGAAACACUCUGAAAGUGAGGCGGCCGGGCCAGGCAAUUUUCUGCUGUUCCCCCUCACAUCUCCCUCCCAUUCAUGGGCAGGAGUACAAGGGGCAUUUGGGGUAAAUCCUCUGGGGUUGGGAGGCAGCCAAAAUGUAUAAACCAUCAGCAUUCAAUGUAUUCAAAAUUGGGAUUAGGAGAAUGAUCUUUUCAUUUGACUACCCGACUGACUAAUCUCUUCCAUACUCCCAUCCUUCAUUUGAUAAUUGCCUGGAGCAGUCAUGUGAUUGUCUCAUUCAACGCUGAUGUCACCGACAUUCCUAAGGAGAGAUUCUGUUCUCCAAUUGAAAUGUAGGCCUGUAAAUAGAUAGGCAGGGCCUGCUGUGCUGUCAAUGCAGUUUUUCUAAUGGAGAACAAUUGAUUUAGUUCUACAGAAUAAAUGAGUAGGCCUACAUACCGAUUGUUGAAA
Salvelinus fontinalis (brook trout) is the source of this 3145-nucleotide messenger RNA. RefSeq lists its product as uncharacterized. The transcript is spliced from 4 exons. NCBI's taxonomy places the organism in Eukaryota, Metazoa, Chordata, Actinopteri, Salmoniformes, Salmonidae. The coding region runs from base 303 to 1049 and encodes 248 amino acids. The record is from RefSeq and is a predicted model, not a curated record.